This is a messenger RNA of Nothoprocta perdicaria, 1887 nucleotides long. RefSeq names its product pre-mRNA-processing factor 39-like. The transcript has 13 exons. NCBI's taxonomy places the organism in Eukaryota, Metazoa, Chordata, Aves, Tinamiformes, Tinamidae. Gene Ontology annotation, biological process: mRNA 5'-splice site recognition; RNA processing. Gene Ontology annotation, molecular function: protein binding. The record is from RefSeq and is a predicted model, not a curated record. Gene Ontology annotation, cellular component: nucleus; commitment complex; U1 snRNP. The coding region runs from base 1 to 1878 and encodes 625 amino acids.
AUGGGGCCGGAAGAGAACCACCUCCCGGCCGCCCGCAAGGCCUUCGACGCCUUCUUCUCCCGCUAUCCGUACUGCUACGGCUACUGGAAGAAGUACGCGGACAUGGAGCGGCGCGGGGGCUGCGCGCGCCGCGCCGAGCAGGUGUUCGAGCGCGGCCUCCAGUCCAUCCCGCUCUCCAUGGACCUCUGGAUCCACUACAUCUCCUUCCUGCAGAGCACCCUGGAUCCCGGCGAUCCCGAAUCCGUGCAAAAGAUCCGCGGCGUGUUCGAGGCGGCCGUGGCGGCGGCCGGCAUGGAUUUCCGCUCGGAUCGCCUCUGGGAGCUCUACGUGGAGUGGGAGCGGGCGCAGGGCGAGCUGCGCGCCGUCACCGCGCUCUUCGACCGCCUGCUCUCCAUGCCCACGCAGCUCUACAGCCACCACUGGGAGAGGUUCAAGGAGCACGUGCUGCACAACCCGCCCCGGGACAUCCUGACCCCYGAGGAGCUGCUGUGGCUCCGCUCCAAGCUGGCCGCGGAGCCGCUUCCGAAGGAGCCGGAGCCGGGAGCCGCGGAGGCUCCGCCGGGAGAGGAGCGGCCCGCGGAGGCCGCGGAGGCGGCGGAGGCCGCGGAGGCGCAGGCCGAGCCGGACGAGGAGCAGAUCCGGGAGCUCGUCAUCUCCAUGCGGCAGCAGAUCCACGCGCAGAACGAGGCCGAGGUCGGCAAGCGCUGGAAUUUCGAGGAGGGGAUCAAGCGGCCCUACUUCCACGUGAAGCCGCUGGAGCGGGCGCAGCUCCGCAACUGGCGCGACUACCUGGACUACGAGCUGGCGGCCGGCUCGCACGAGCGCAUCAUCGUGCUCUUCGAGCGCUGCGUCAUCGCCUGCGCCCUCUACGAGGAGUUCUGGGUCAAGUACACGCGCUACCUGGAGCGCCACACGGUCGCCGGCGCCCGCAGCGUCUUCCAGAGGGCCUGCGGCUACCACCUGCCCCGCAAGCCCAACAUCCACCUGCUGUGGGCCGCCUUCGAGGAGAAGCAAGGUGAGAGCCCCGAAACGGCCCCAAACCGGCCCGAAACGCACCCAGAAACCCCCAAAACACCCCAAAAUACCCCCAAAGCACCCCAAAAUGUUCCAAAAUGCUCCCAAAAUACCCCUGAAGUGCCCUGCAAGCCCAACAUCCACCUGCUGUGGGCCGCCUCUGAGGAGAAGCAAGGUGAGAGCCCUGAAAACGGCCCAAAACACCCCAAAAUACCCCUGGAGCACCCCAAAAUGCCCCCAAACGCUGCCGAAAUACCCCUGAAAUGCCCCCAAAAUGCCCAACGUGCACCUGCUGCCCUGCUGCGCGAGGCCGCGGCCUCCACGCCCGCGCCGCCCCUCGCCUCCUUCUACGCCGUCAAGCUGGCGCGCCAGGUGCUCAAGGUGCAGAAGAACCUCAUCAAGGCGCGCAAGGUGCUCGUCGAGGCCCUCGACCGCGACCCGGAGAACGCGCGGCUCUACGCCAACCUGCUGGAGAUGGAGUGCGGCGCCGACGUGCGGCAGAACGAGGGCAACGCCAUGAGCUGCUUCGAGCGGGCGCUGCGCAGCGGCCUCCCCGACGAGGCCAAGGUCGUCUUCUCGCAGCGGCGCGUCGAGUUCCUCGAGGACUUCGGCUCCAGCAUCCACAGCCUCCUCACGGCCUACGACGAGCACCAGAAGUUCCUCAAGCAGCGCGCGGCGCGCAAGAGGCCGCCCGAGAACGGCGGCGCCGAGGAGCCCGACGACAAGCGGCCGCGGCCGGACGAGGCCGCCGGCCUCCUCGCCGGCCUCCCCGCGGGCAGCGACGCCUACAGCUACUGGUACCAGCAGAACUACUACGGCUACCAGGCGCCCUGGGGCUACGGCCACUACUACGCGCAGAGCUGAGGCYGGAGC